Molecule: messenger RNA, 966 nt
Organism: Sordaria macrospora k-hell
Lineage: Eukaryota; Fungi; Ascomycota; Sordariomycetes; Sordariales; Sordariaceae
Cellular component (GO): mRNA cleavage and polyadenylation specificity factor complex
Molecular function (GO): mRNA binding
Source: RefSeq, a predicted model, not a curated record
AUGUCGACACGCCAACCUUCACGUGUGGUCUUCGUGGGAAACAUUCCCUAUGGCCUCACCGAAGAGCAGAUUACAGAAAUCUUCAGCGGCGCCGGACGAGUUCUUAAUUUCCGCCUUGUAUAUGACCGCGAAACUGGAAGGCCUAAGGGAUUUGGGUUCGCAGAAUUCCCCGAUUACGAUUCCGCCGCAUCAGCCGUACGAAACUUAAACGACCACGAGAUCAUGGGCCGCAAGCUGCGUGUCGAUUUCAGCAACGAGACUUUCACUGAUCAGGACUCGGCUCAGCCGAACCAGAACACCUCCGGCGGCUACAACGCCCAAGCUCCCAACGGCGGGGGCUACAACGCCGCUCCCCCUGCCAGCGCCGCCCCUCCCGCUCUCGGCCCGUUGCCCCAGGGCAAAGACCUCCCCCCCGACGUCAGCUGCACCGACGCGAUCUCCCGCACGCUCAACACCUUGCCCCCAGCUCAGCUCCUCGACAUCCUCCAGCAGAUGAAGACGCUGGCGACGAAUGAUCCUGCCAGGGCCACCGAGCUUCUCAACCAAGCGCCCCAGCUGAGCUACGCGAUAUUCCAAGCGCUCCUUAUCAUGGGCCUGGUCUCGCCGGACGCCAUCAACUCGGUUCUCGAGAACCCGGGCGCUGCUGCUGCUGCUGCUCCCCCUCCUAUGGGCGCCCCGGUCGUCCCCAACCCUGUGGGUGGUGCGCCAUACGGAGCUUAUCCCGGCCCCACAGCCACCCCGCCUGUCGCUCCCGGUCCCGCUGCUGGCGGUUACGCGGCACCGCCUGUUGCCGCUGCUCCUGUCCCAGCUUCGGCUGCAGCCGCCCCCGCGGCGAUGGAUCCAGACGCGAUGAUCCGUGCUAUUCUGGAACUUCCGCAGGAGACGGUUGACCAGCUAGCUGAGCCGGAAAGACAGCAGGUUUUGGCUAUUCGCGCUCAGUUUGCUGCUCAGGGUGGUCUGCGUUAA